Molecule: messenger RNA, 654 nt
Organism: Postia placenta MAD-698-R-SB12
Lineage: Eukaryota; Fungi; Basidiomycota; Agaricomycetes; Polyporales; Adustoporiaceae
Exons: 3
Molecular function (GO): GTP binding
Source: RefSeq, a predicted model, not a curated record
GUCAUGGGUGCCACUGGUUCCGGCAAGACUACUUUCAUCAACACCGUCAGUGGGUCUCACCUCGCGGUCGGCGACGGCCUGAAGUCCUGCACGAACAGUGUGGAACUGUCACAAUCGUUCAUGCUAGCCGGACGCACAGUCAGGCUGAUAGACACACCCGGCUUCGACGAUACCAAUCUCUCAGACACAGACAUUUUGGUCAUGAUCGGGGCGUCUCUGUCCAAGAUGUACGAAGAGGGCCACAAACUUAGUGGCGUCAUAUACAUGCACCGCAUAUCCGACUUCAAGAUGACCGGGAUGUCCCGGCGAAAUUUCUCCAUGUUCCGGAAACUCUGUGGCGACGACACCCUUCGGAACGUGAUCAUCGUUACGAACAUGUGGAGCGAAGUGAAUGCGGAGCGCGGUCUCGCACGCGAGGAUGAGCUCGCUACCGACGACAUGUUCUUCAAGCCCGUCCUAGACAAGGGCGCGCGCAUGAUGCGCCACGACAACUCCUACCAAACCGCAGCAGAUAUCCUCAGCCAGCUCGUUCCUAACCGCCGUCAGACGCUAUUGAUCCAGCGGGAGCUGGUAGACGAAGACAAGGACAUUGCCGAGACCACGGCUGGUGCGGAGCUCGCGCGGGACCUCGAAGAGCAGACGCGUAAAUAUCGC